Messenger RNA from Oryza sativa Japonica Group (Japanese rice), 3704 nucleotides. RefSeq lists its product as uncharacterized. Gene Ontology annotation, molecular function: zinc ion binding. Lineage: Eukaryota; Viridiplantae; Streptophyta; Magnoliopsida; Poales; Poaceae. The record is from RefSeq and is a predicted model, not a curated record.
AUGCUUUAGGUUUAGGGUUGUUCUAGAAGGGGAUAAUAAGUGCGUGUGGCAGUUGGUUGAUGAAAUUUUUUUGGUUGAUUUCGUUGGUGGUAGGGCACUACUGAGGGUUAGGUUGUUGCUAUCCCUUGCUGUUUUUUUUUCUUGCGAGCUCAUUAUCCAUCGUCAGAUGCCGGCGCUCGGCGUGUGCGUCUUGAAGCCGUCGCGAGCGAUGGCACAUGCACCGCAGGCAUCAUACCUAGUGGAAAUGCUGAAAUGGAGCAAAUCAUUGCCAUCGACGAUGUAGCAUGGGUGGCAGCCGACGCCCGGCGAGGGUGGCUCACUUCAUAAGUUGUUGUUCAUCAGCUAUCUCACUUCAUACUGUAUAAGGGACUGUUUUUUGGUUGAUUUUUAUUUUAUCUUGGGAUGAGUUGUUUAGGAUUUGGUAGAUAAUUGCUGCUUGAUUAAUGUUUCAUUUUUUAAGAUAAGUUUACUGAUGAUCUCAUUGUUGCCAUGUUAGGUGUAAUGGAUAAUUUGGAUGUACUUUGUAUCCGGUUUCACUUUGGUGGGGAAUUUGAUUAUGAUGGAUAUUCUGUGGUUUAUAAUGGUGGUCAAACUGAGAUGUCAUACAUAGAGAGGGACAAGGUGGCAUUGCCAGAGAUCAGAGGAUACCUUGGAGACCAUGUUUCACUAAGUGAAGAAGAUGAAGUGAUUUUCCAUUGGUUAUUUCCGGGUGCUGAACUAAACAAUGGCCUGAAAGCACUAUCAGAUGAUAAGGAAUGCUUAUAUAUGGCUCAAUGCAUAAUCAUGGGUGAUGUAGCUGAAAUAUAUGCUGAAAUACUCAAGCACAACGAAGAUGAUAAUGUUGUGCUUAGCAAUGGAGUCAGUGAUGACAGUGAUGUUGAAGAUGACAUUGAGGAAGAAUAUGACAGUCAUAGUGAUGCUGAAGAUUCUAGUGAAACAGAUGGUAUAGCUGAAGAUGAUGAGGAGAGAUCUGAAGAUGAUGAGGAAGCACAAGAAAAUAGAGAGCAUGCCAACAAGGUUAAGAAGAAUCCAUGUGCCACUAUUACUGUAACCAGUGACAACGUUGUUCUUGUCAGUGACUCACCAAAUAAACAAGAUGAUAAGGGACUGGAUGAUGACACUGAUACACCAUUUCUGGACUCAAGUGAAGAAGCCUCUUAUGAUGAUGCAGAAGAUGGUGAAGCAAUAAGAAGGAAGAGUAGAUUUCCAAAGUAUGAUAGCAAAGCACACACACCUAAGUUUGAAAUAGGCAUGACAUUUGCAGGAAGAGCAAAGUUUAAGGAAGCAGUAAUCAAGUAUGGUCUUGUAACCAACAGGCAUAUCAGAUUCCCCAAGGAUGAAGCUAAGAAGAUCAGAGCUAGAUGUUCAUGGAAAGAUUGUCCAUGGUUCAUAUUUGCCUCAAAUGGAACAAACUGUGAUUGGUUUCAGGUGAAAACCUUCAAUGAUGUGCACAAUUGCCCUAAGAGAAGAGAUAACAGAUUGGUUACUAGCCGAAGAAUUGCUGAUAAGUACGAGCACAUCAUCAAGUCUAAUCCAUCAUGGAAACUGCAAAGUUUGAAGAAGACAGUGAGGCUGGAUAUGUUUGCUGAUGUGUCCAUCUCGAAAGUUAAGAGAGCUAAGGGUAUUGUCAUGAGAAGGAUUUAUGAUGCAUGUAGAGGUGAGUACUCUAAAGUGUUUGAGUACCAAGCAGAAAUUCUUAGGAGUAAUCCUGGUAGCACGGUGGCUAUUUGUUUGGAUCAUGAAUACAAUUGGCCGGUUUUCCAGAGAAUGUAUGUAUGUUUUGAUGCUUGCAAGAAAGGUUUUUUAGCUGGAUGCAGAAAAGUUAUAGGACUAGAUGGUUGUUUUUUCAAAGGUGCUUGCAAUGGUGAGCUGCUAUGUGCAUUAGGAAGAGACCCCAACAACCAAAUGUAUCCAAUAGCAUGGGCAGUAGUCGAGAAAGAGACAAAAGACACUUGGAGUUGGUUUAUUGGACUACUUCAAAAAGAUCUGAAUAUUGAUCCUCAUGGAGCUGGUUGGGUUAUUAUUUCUGAUCAACAAAAGGGACUUGUAAGUGCAGUUGAGGAAUUUUUGCCACAAAUUGAGCACAGGAUGUGCACUAGACACAUCUAUGCUAAUUGGAGGAAGAAGUAUAGGGAUCAAGCAUUCCAGAAGCCAUUUUGGAAGUGUGCCAAGGCAUCUUGUAGACCAUUUUUCAACUUUUGUAGAGCCAAGCUUGCACAGCUAACUCCUGCUGGUGCCAAGGACAUGAUGAGCACUGAACCUAUGCACUGGAGUAGAGCUUGGUUUAGGAUAGGGUCCAAUUGUGAUAGUGUAGACAACAAUAUGUGUGAGAGCUUCAAUAAUUGGAUAAUUGACAUCAGGGCACAUCCAAUCAUAUCUAUGUUUGAGGGCAUAAGGACCAAGGUUUAUGUCAGGAUACAACAGAACAGGAGCAAAGCAAAAGGAUGGCUAGGUAGGAUAUGUCCAAAUAUCUUGAAGAAGUUGAACAAGUACAUUGACUUAUCUGGAAACUGUGAAGCCAUUUGGAAUGGAAAAGAUGGAUUUGAGGUCACUGAUAAGGAUAAGAGAUACACAGUUGACCUUGAGAAGAGAACAUGUUCCUGUAGGUAUUGGCAAUUGGCAGGUAUUCCUUGUGCACAUGCUAUUACUGCAUUAUUUGUGAGCUCAAAGCAACCUGAAGAUUACAUAGCAGAUUGCUACAGUGUUGAGGUGUAUAACAAAAUAUAUGACCAUUGCAUGAUGCCAAUGGAGGGUAUGAUGCAGUGGCCAAUUACUGGUCAUCCAAAGCCAGGACCACCAGGUUAUGUCAAGAUGCCAGGAAGGCCACGGAAAGAGAGGAGGAGGGAUCCAUUGGAAGCAAAAAAAGGGAAGAAGUUAUCCAAAACUGGCACUAAAGGAAGAUGUAGCCAGUGCAAGCAAACUACCCAUAACAUUAGAACAUGUCCGAUGAAAGGAAAUUCAGGAAAAAAGAUAUCAGUACAAGAGAGAGCAAGAGAGGUUCAGGAAUGUAGCAGGCCGCAGAAAAGGUUUAGGCCAUCUGUAGCUGCAGGAACUUCGCAGCAAAAAGUUCAUAUUGAUUUGCCAUCCCAGAGCAGCAGCUUGUCAAUAACAAAGAAGGGACAAACGAUGAAAGUUGCAAGAACAAACACAACAAAGAAGUGAAGAUUUGGUUGCAUAUGGCGUGUUGUUUUUAUGGAAUACUUUACAUAUUUUUCAAUAAAGUACUUGUCAAAUAUUUGGUGGAAAUGGUAGGUGUAAUGUAAGGUAGAUUGAGUUUAAGUUAUUGAAUCUGGUUAGGGUGAACAAAUUUUGGUAUUACCUUUCAGUCUAACUUGUUAUAAAUAGUCUGAAUGUCAACUCGUUAAUUUAGCAUGUAGGCUGGUGUGCUUCCUUGCUCCUGCUACCUUGCUGCUAUCUUCCAGUAGUCUCAAAACUGACAUAUGAAAAAUCCUCACGUCAUCACUUUCCACGUCAAGUGCAAAUUUCCUUGUAGCCUCAUCACCUGGCAAGUAAAACCUGGCUACAAGUGAAAAUUCUCCACGUUGGAUCCAACCUAGUAAGCAAAACCACCUAAUCCAUGUGCCACAUCAGCAAAGCGGUUUGCAUUAAAUUAGAAAGGUGAAUAGUGAUCCGGUUUUGGGAACCUAGGGGGUUAAGUAAACCAAAUUAAAGGUUAGGGGGUUAUUUGCUCCAGGGUCAUACUU